Messenger RNA from Penicillium daleae, 1542 nucleotides. RefSeq names its product Zn(II)2Cys6 transcription factor. The record is from RefSeq and is a predicted model, not a curated record. Gene Ontology annotation, molecular function: DNA-binding transcription factor activity, RNA polymerase II-specific; transcription cis-regulatory region binding; zinc ion binding. The transcript is spliced from 2 exons. Bases 1 to 1542 code for a protein of 513 amino acids. Gene Ontology annotation, cellular component: nucleus. Lineage: Eukaryota; Fungi; Ascomycota; Eurotiomycetes; Eurotiales; Aspergillaceae. Gene Ontology annotation, biological process: positive regulation of transcription by RNA polymerase II.
AUGGCGCCUUCCAGCAAACUUAUGAGGAACGUUCGGAUUGACUCCUUGCCGUCCGAUCGCCAGAUAGCGGCUAAAGAUUGCCGCCAGUGUAUCAGACGUCGCAUUAAAUGUGACCGCACAAUUCCACACUGUGAAAAGUGUACGAUCCGCAAGCUGUCUUGUCCAGGCUUCCCUCGCAUUCACCUGAGAUGGGAUCAGGGGGUGGCCAGUCGUGGCAAUUUCAGAGGCAAGGCAUUGCCAGUGCCGAAACCAAGCAAGCCGUCAGAGCCAGUUGUGGGCGAUGCUCACGCGCUUACGCUCGGUCUAUAUAUCGAUACGGUGUCUCCUACGAGAGACGCGAGCCUAUUGAACAAGCAUCUUUCUCGAUCCCUUGAUGAAAACUUGCUUCAGCAUUUCUUCUCCACGGUUGUGUCUCAUUUAACCUGGCUCGAUGACGGUCCAUGCAAUCCAUGGAGGAGCUUGAUCCAGCCUUUAGUCAACAGAUCGGACUAUCUCCGGGUAUCCAUUUCUGGCCUUGCAGCCGCUCAUUUAUCUGCCACAUCGGUAGAUGAUGCCCAGUCAUCAUUCUUUUUGCAGAUUAAUCAUCGCGUUCGGAAUGACACUUUGAAGAGCUUGAGCUAUAGAAUGCGCUUGGAACUUUGUGCAAAUACUACGACAUCGAGGACAAGGUCCCUGGACUUUGCCCUCUUGGAGAUGCUUGCCUGUACUCUCAUUCUUUGCUAUUCAGAGCUGCACAUCCCGAGCUCAACAGACUGGGGAUUGCACCUUCGGGCUUGCCGCACGAUGAUUGAGAGAUGUUACCUGAGAUCUUGUCGGGAACAGCCCCAAGACGCACUGUCCAGAUUCCUCAUCAAAGAGGUUGUUGAUCUAGAGACGUUUGGCAACCUUGCGGGAUUCAAAUGCUCAGGAAAUCUAAGCACAGAUAUGGACUCCGGCUCCUUCUUGAACACCAAUUUCUGGACCUUCACAGCUCUUAUCAACGAGAUCACUGCCACUGGAAAGCUUCACUCAGAUCGUUCGGAUACCCGUCAAAGUUUCAUCGAGCCGGACAUGACGGAGUGGCAUGAUAAACUCGAAGCGGCAUAUCAUCGAGCUACUGGAAUGGUAACUUCUUCGCCAGAAUGUGAUGCCAUCCAAAGCAUGUUCCACACUAUAAUCGAUGCUCAUUAUUACGCUACUCUGGUUUACAGCUACCAAUGUCUAGCUCCGCACGCAAAACACAUCCAAAGAGUGGUGGAAUAUUGUGAUAUUAUCUGGCAUACCAUUCAAGCUGUCACGAAAAGCUCACACCCUGCAUUCAUACAUGACGUUUUCUUUCCUCUUUUCAUUGUUGGUACCCAAUGUCAGAUUGAUAGAGAAAGGCAGUCUGAAGUAGAAAUGGCUUUCUUGCAAUCCAUAUCUGCGACAGGCUUUUGGUGUAACCAGACUGCGUUGCAGAUGCUGCGCCUCUUCUGGAAACACUCGGAUCAUAGCGGGAACGAAACUUGGAUUCAAUUUGCUCGAAGAAACGAAGCUGCAAUCGGUCCAUUUGUUAUCUUUUGA